ACAAAUGGCCUAAAUAUUCACACCAGCUGCAAAAUCUAUUUUCUUUUAAUUUAUUUUGCUUAACAAAAUGCCUAUUCGUUAUGUGUACAGAUGGAUUACAAGGACUUUUCUGCUUCUUACGCUAUUGUUAUGUUGCUACAAUGAAAUACUUGUCUAUCAUUUUAAUCGAUCCUCUUGGCAGGAAAUCAAUUGUCGUUUCGAAAACUGCACGAGAAUGUUGCUGAUUGCUGACCCCCAACUUUUAGGUUUAACAUAUGAAAAGACAAUACUUAGCGGCCUGGCACGCUAUGAUUCUGAUAGGUAUUUAAAAAGUACCUUCCAACAAGCUCUUAAGUUUACCCAGCCUCACAUUAUUUGUUUCCUUGGUGACUUACUAGAUGAGGGAAAUGUGGCCUCACCACAAGAAUUUCAAAGUUAUAUUCAACGUUUUCGCAAUAUUUAUCAUACCGAAGAUGAUAUAAAAGUUGUCCAUGUACCCGGCGAUAAUGAUAUUGGCGGCGAAAAUGGUGAAUACAUAUCGAAUUUAAAUAUACACCGCUUUGAAGAGGCUUUUACCCAACGUGAUAUUUUUGAUUAUGAAUCGAAUUUACGUUUUUUCAAAAUCAAUCGUAUGAUGUUGGAUUUUACCAAUCCCGAUAAAAUGCAUAAUCAUGAAAAGUUACGCAUUGGCCUGUCGCAUGCUCCCAUACUCAUUGGUGGUGGACCAUUGCUGCGUUCUGUGAUCAAUGAAUUGGAUCCACAUAUUAUAUUUUCUGGCCAUUGGCAUGAAUCUCGUAUAUUUUUAUAUCCCUCCACUAAAGUGAUCAAUUUUUAUGAUAAAGCAGCCGUGAAAAGUUUCAAUUUGAAAGACCUUAAAGAAAAAAAACACAAUUAUUUGGAAAUAAUGGUGCCUACAUCUUCCUAUCGAAUGGGAAAAGUUAAUAUUGGUAUUGGUUAUGCGGUUUUGGAUAACUAUGAUCUCCGUUAUACUGUCCUUUGGUUGCCAAAUCGUUUUGUGUACUUACUUAUUUAUGUGUUUUGGCUAUUAUUUGCAAUAUGCAUGUCUCUGGUAUUUCGUAUGAUGACCCGUUGCCCAUUUCGUAAGAUCUCUAAGUUCAAUAAUCAAUCUCAGUACCAACGCAUUUCCGAUGCAAUACCUGAUUAA
This is a messenger RNA of Musca vetustissima, 1144 nucleotides long. RefSeq names its product metallophosphoesterase 1 homolog (gene Mppe). Gene Ontology annotation, molecular function: hydrolase activity. Gene Ontology annotation, biological process: GPI anchor biosynthetic process. Lineage: Eukaryota; Metazoa; Arthropoda; Insecta; Diptera; Muscidae. The transcript has 6 exons. Bases 68 to 1144 code for a protein of 358 amino acids. Gene Ontology annotation, cellular component: endoplasmic reticulum. The record is from RefSeq and is a predicted model, not a curated record.